Molecule: messenger RNA, 1759 nt
Organism: Vombatus ursinus (common wombat)
Lineage: Eukaryota; Metazoa; Chordata; Mammalia; Diprotodontia; Vombatidae
Product: oviduct-specific glycoprotein-like
Exons: 11
Coding region: 1-1668 (555 amino acids)
Biological process (GO): carbohydrate metabolic process; chitin catabolic process
Cellular component (GO): extracellular region
Molecular function (GO): chitinase activity; chitin binding
Source: RefSeq, a predicted model, not a curated record
AUGGCAAGACUGCUGCUCUGGGCUGGUUUGGCCCUCCUGCUCCAGCUCCAGCUGGGUACAGCCUUCAAACUGGUCUGUUACCUCACUAGCUGGGCCCAGUAUCGCCCAAGCCCUGCCUUCCUCUUCCCGGAGGACCUGGACCCCUAUCUCUGCACCCACCUGGUGUAUGCCUUUGCAUCGAUGCAGAACAACAGAAUUACCCCCACAGAGAGGAAUGAUGAGGAGAAAAUGUACCCGCAGCUUAAGAGUCUCAAGGAAAGAAACAAGGAUCUUCGUAUACUGCUGUCCAUUGGAGGCUGGUACUUUGGCACAAACAGAUUCACCAAGAUGCUCUCCACAUUCGAGAACCGACAAACUUUCAUUUUCUCGGUCAUAGUCUUCUUGCGGAAGCACGGCUUUGACGGCCUUGACCUUUUCUUCCAGUACCCCACAUUUAGGGGCAGUCCCAAAGAGGAUCGUGGCCGAUUCACCUCCUUGAUUCAAGAACUUCUGGUUGCCUUCCAUAAUGAGGCCCAGGACACUGAGCAAAGCAGGCUGCUGCUCACUGCAGCUGUGUCUGGUGACUACAAAAUCAUCAGCCAUGCCUAUGAUGUGUCAACUAUUGCAAGGCUUUUGGACUAUGUCAGUGUCUUGACUUAUGAUUUCCAUGGAAGUUGGGAAGUGGUCACUGGGCACAACAGCCCCCUGUAUGGAAGGAAUUGGGAGAAUAAUAAAGUAGACUACUUGAAUUGUGAAAUUGCCAUGAAGAUAUGGAAAAAGAAGGGAGCUCCCCCGGAGAAGCUCGUCAUGGGGUUUCCUGCCUAUGGGCGUACCUUUCACAUCCUGAGCUCCAGCCAUGGGAUAGGGGCUCCUGCUUUUGGGCCAUCAUCUCCUGGGAAUUAUACUCAGGAAUCUGGGUUUUUGGCUUACUAUGAGAUCUGUACCUUCCUCAAGGAAGCCACGAUAAAAUGGAUUAAGGAGCAAAAAGUCUUCUAUGCCUACAAGAGGAAUGAUUGGGUUGGCUAUGAUGAUGUCUACAGCUUUCUUCACAAAGCGUGGUUCAUAAAGAACGAAAACUAUGGGGGAGCCAUGGUGUGGUCCUUGGAUUUGGAUGACUUCAGGGGCUCCUUUUGUGGGCAGGGCCCCUUUCCCCUUGUGAAGACAUUAAAGGAUGCCCUCCUGACUUCCAGCACACUCACCUUAACUCUUCCAUCUCCAACAAGCUUCCAGACUUCUCCUGAUGUUUCCACUCCUGGAGGGAACACUUCUCAGCAAAAUAUUCGAGCCCCUCUUACUAUCACUUCCUACACUUUGGAGGAACACCCAAAUCCUACUUCUGGUUCCAACAGUCAGAAUGCAUUCAGGGUGAACUUCUUUAUAUCCCAGUUGCUGAAGAAGACUUCCUCAGCUCCUAGAAAUCCUGCCAUUCCACCUGUUGGUAGCAGCCCUCCCCAGACCACCCCCAUCUUGGAAGCAACUACCCAGGCUCCUGAUAACCCCACCACUGUCCCUGUCCUUGAAGGUAGUUCCUUUAUCAGCUCCACUGUCCCUUCUAACAAUUUUCCCACCUUGGAAGCAACUACCCAGGCUCCUGAUACCCCCUCCACUCUCCUUGUCAAUGAGGGUAGUUCCCCUGUUGGAUCUACUAUCCCUUCUAACAAUUUUUCCACCUUCACACCAUUACCCUAAACUACAAAUCAGAAUACUUCUCUAUAAAUGAAGAAGAGGAAGCCUUGGUACCUGGAAAGAUAAAGAAAGACCCUGGGCCUGACUGGAGCUG